Messenger RNA from Plenodomus lingam JN3, 324 nucleotides. The record is from RefSeq and is a predicted model, not a curated record. NCBI's taxonomy places the organism in Eukaryota, Fungi, Ascomycota, Dothideomycetes, Pleosporales, Leptosphaeriaceae.
AUGGCGAAAGUCAAACGGCACAUUGUCAAACGAGUCGCUGGCAUCCUGGGCGGCGGCGACCAGCUUGGCAAUGGUCUGGCCGAGGAAGCGCUUGUUUUGGGCCUGGGUGGUGUGGCUGUCACACGAGAGUUUGACGGAUUGCGUGUUUGGGUUGUACCGCGGACCCGCGAUUUUGAUGAGUUUAGUGAUUUGAGGGGGGGUGAGGUGGAGGGUUGGGGAGGGGUGGAGGGAGAGGUCUUGGGGGGAGAAUUCGACGACGACUUUGUUGGAGGCGGGGUGGGAUUCGCCGAGGUACGAGGUGUAGCGGAAGCGGAAGGGGGUUGA